UGACCACUCUCAUUGACAUUUUAGUUCUACCCUUCCUCUAAUUUCUUCUCGUGGAUUUGAAGAUAAUAAAUUAGGGCACACAAUUUUGGCGUUCAUUCAAUUGGCAUCAUCUUUGAUCCAGAUAGGGGGUUAGUUCAUAGAACAAUGGAGUUGAGACCAUUCAUCUUGCAACCCAACUUGACACACUUGUUUCCAACAUUCACAUGCUGUGUCAAACCUUCUUUCCAGCAUUCAAAGCAAAAGGAAUUUUCAUUGAAAAUCAGUAGAAGAAGGUUGGGGUUUUUGGCAGCCAUGGCCUCCUUGAUUUUGGGUGAAGAUGGCAUUUUUAGGACACAAAGUGCAAAUGCAUUUGACUUUGGAUUUGUGGCUCCUGGUCAAACAGUUGAAGAGGCCCAGAGUGGAGUUAGGGUUCAUGCACAAGAUUUGUUACAAGUUAGGGAUUUGCUAGAGUCAGAGUCUUGGAAAGCUGCACAAAAGGCAUUGAGAAUGAGAGCAGCACUCCUGAAGAAGGAUAUGUAUACCAUAAUCCAAAGCAAACCUGGAAUUGAGAGGCCCCAACUAAGGAAGCUCUAUUUUACUAUCUUCAACAAUGUUUCUAGAUUAGAUUAUGCAGCAAGGGAUAAAGAUGAACCACAAGUCUGGCAGUGUUACGAGAACAUUGUUGUGGCUGUCAAUGACAUUCUAUCCAGAAUAUAGUGAUUCAUAGCUUUUUGAUAAUGGGAGGCGGAGCAGUUCUUGAUCUUCUUGAUCAGUUUAUGUCAGUAGCUACCCAAUUAUGCUUGUUGCACGAAGUGAAGGAGUCAAUGAUAUGGACUCAAAACUAGUUGAACAAAAAAAGGAUCCUGUUAUAUAGAUCAUGAGUUUGGUCAUGGAGAAUUAGCUAAAGAAUGUUGAAAGUUUGACUAUAUGUGAUAACAAAAUGAUGAUGCUCAGCCUCAUGUCUUCAAGAGCUAAAGAAAAAUACAAAUGGAGGCAUGUCAAUUUUGGUAGAGAAAUCUAAGCCAACUUUUGAACUCUUCAAUCUCCAAUUACGAGAAUAAAUUCUGAGGAGGUGAUGGCUUUAGUAAUUAAGAGAAAGGUUUGUGGUCUGUUUAGCUCUCCCUAUAAGGUCUUAAUUCACAUAUGUAUUGUUUGCUAAUUAUUUAUGUUUGUAGACUUCUCAAUUGUGCCUAUUUGACUUCAAAUAGAUUAUGAAAAUAUUUGAUUACUAAACAUCAAAGAAUUGAAAGUUGAGCUGGAAAAAGUAGAUUGAAAAAAGAGAGAAGGAAAUCAAGGAUUUUCAACUUUCAAUGAUAAUAGGAAGACUGAGAUGUUAGGAAAAAAGUAAAGUUGACUACAAAGGAAAAUAAAGAUUGGGAUAUGAUACCUAGGAGAAUAUAUAUGUUAACUUUUCCCUCGUUUUGCUCAGGAGGAAUUUCUUCCUUUUAUAAAAGUCUUCUGUUC
This is a messenger RNA of Gastrolobium bilobum, 1443 nucleotides long. Its product is annotated as psbQ-like protein 3, chloroplastic. Gene Ontology annotation, cellular component: chloroplast; photosystem II; extrinsic component of membrane. NCBI's taxonomy places the organism in Eukaryota, Viridiplantae, Streptophyta, Magnoliopsida, Fabales, Fabaceae. The coding region runs from base 145 to 696 and encodes 183 amino acids. The record is from RefSeq and is a predicted model, not a curated record. Gene Ontology annotation, biological process: photosynthetic electron transport chain; photosynthesis. The transcript is spliced from 3 exons. Gene Ontology annotation, molecular function: calcium ion binding.